AUGCCUAUACCUUCGAGGGAGGUUCUGACCCUCCGUUUGAUCUUCGAUUGUGACGGGGACGAAGAGGAAGAAUAUGCUGCGUCGGAAGAUCCUCUACAUCCCUCAUUUCUCCUUCGUCUGCCCGUUGAGCUCCGCCUUAAGAUCCUCCGCUACCUUUUGCGCAUAGACCGCAACCGCAAAGCUCACACUCGCCGUCCGCCCCAGAACAGCAUUUCCGAACUGCUCUAUUUGAAUCCGAGGCGCAUUCUCGAGGCUGCGCCCUUUAAGCACAAGGGGAAUCAAGAGAUCAAUGGGAGUCCCCCAGUCAUAAAUAGCUGCCAGCUACACCCGGCCAUCCUGAAAACAUGCAAACAACUCUAUCUAGAGGGCAAGACGAUCUUGUACACGGAGAACAAAGUGGUCGGUCUGCAGUCAGGAAUCCGAGGGCUCGGCGCGAAGCUGAAAAACUACGGUAUCCCAGUCUUCGGACCUUUUCCAUCGUCCAGGUUGAUAAGUGCACCUUAUGAUGCCUCUCAGUCCUGCCAGUCCAGAUUUGACCCUGUCAUGCUCUUCAGUGGGGGCAAUACAAAGCCAGACGCUCCAUUUUAUAUCUGCAGCUCCAAGGACUCGGCGGAUUUCAUGCACGCCCUUUGGAUCAUGGUCAAAUGUCCUUUUGCACGGGGCAUGGGAUACAAUUUGUCGCUAUCGGCGGAGCCACGGUAUCGUUAUGUCAACCGGACUGACAGCUUUGUGAGGUUUGCCGUGUUGCCAUGGCUACACAAUCACAUCAACUCGAUCAGCUUUCACAGUCCAGCCCCAGGAAUUCUGUCAGAAGACAGGCCACAGGUAACUUCAGAAGCAUGCAACAGUCGGGUGACUCCCCUCCGUGAUGACCUCGCAAGACAUGUCCUCGCAAGCAAGGCCGAGCCUAACCUGCACACCUACAGAGCCAUCUGUGCUUAUCUUGAGCAGGUCCUGCUUCAAGGGGAGAUCUGCGUCGAUCAAGGGAAUUUUGUUAGUGGAGAGCUCCUUUUUGAGCGCGUGUGCUAUGAGGCAUCCAGCAUUGUCCGCACCAGAACAAGCAAGCUAGUCGACGUGUCGUCCAAGAGCAAGGACGGCAUCAAUCGCGUUUGUAAGCUAAUUGCAGUCAGUGCUUACAGACUGUGCGAGCUUCGCAGCGGCGCAUUGGCCCGGCUCAUCUCGAAAAGACUCCAAAACUUGCAAGCAAAUGGAACGGGUGCUCUUGAGCCAAAGCGCUGUGACAGCCAGGUCACCGAAAUUCCAAAGGAAGAAGAGGGCGAAUCGCCGGAUGACUCCGCAUCAGCUAUCAACGAGGACACAUCAUCCAUCGCAUCAAGUUCCGAUGCACGAACUAGCAUCAGUGAGGAGAGCAGCAAGAAGCCUGACGACGUCUCCGCAGGUGAUCAGCCCGAUAAAGCACAAGUGACAACCACCGUCUCAACUCGGCCACCGACAUAUUUCAUUCCAAGAACCACGCGCCUGGAGCCACAGUUGGCUGGUGAUCUCGCCCUUACAAGCGGUCUUCUUGCACUCCGACUACCGUGCGCGUCGCCGGUGCCGGAAUGGAAUAUUCGUCUAGACAUCAUGCUUUUGCGACUCUUUGCCGAGAGAAACGACACCCCUAAUGCGGUGUGGAGCCUUCGUCGCAUCCAGAGCAAUGGUACUGUCGAAUUGCAGAGUAUGAAGCAGAAAAACAAGACGGGUGACAAAAAAUGGCAGGCUCUAAGCGACUUGGUGCAUGAUUUGGCGCAGCAGCUGAGACCAGGUGGUACCAGAAGUUCAUUCUAUGAGACGGCAGAUAAAUGCCAGCAAGUCGUCACACUGUUGUGGGGAGAACGUUUGAUUCCUAAGAAGGGUUUUAAUGGAUUAAUCUGGACAUUCAGAUGGGCUGGAUAA
This is a messenger RNA of Cladophialophora bantiana CBS 173.52, 1896 nucleotides long. RefSeq lists its product as uncharacterized. The record is from RefSeq and is a predicted model, not a curated record. Bases 1 to 1896 code for a protein of 631 amino acids. Lineage: Eukaryota; Fungi; Ascomycota; Eurotiomycetes; Chaetothyriales; Herpotrichiellaceae. The transcript has a single exon.